Nerophis lumbriciformis (worm pipefish) is the source of this 1890-nucleotide messenger RNA. Lineage: Eukaryota; Metazoa; Chordata; Actinopteri; Syngnathiformes; Syngnathidae. The record is from RefSeq and is a predicted model, not a curated record.
UUCAUGGAGGAUUAUCACAAACCUGACCAACAGACAGUGCAGGCGUUGAGGAACAUCGCCAAUCGCCUCAGGAUCAACUCCAUCAAGGCGACAACCGCAGCAGGCAUCGGACACCCCACAUCAUGCUGCAGUGUUGCAGAAAUCAUGUCAGUGCUUUUCUUCCACACCAUGAAGUACCGCCCUGAGGACCCAAGGAACUUCCACAGCGAUCGCUUCCUUAUGUCCAAGGUUCAAUCUGCCCCAGCCUUGUACUCAAUGUGGGUUGAGACAGGCUUCCUGAAGGAGAGUGAGUUGCUCAGUAUGUGCCAGGUCGAUUCUUCACUGGAGUGCCACCUUGUUCCUAAGCAACAGUUUGUGGACGUUACAACUGGGUAUUUAGGACAGGGGCUUGGUGUGGCCUGUGGAAUGGCGUACACUGGUAAAUACUUCGACAAAGCCAGCUACCGUGUUUACUGCCUGUUGGGGGAUGGCGAAAUGUCAGAGGGCUCCGUAUGGGAAGCCAUGUCUUUUGCUUCUUACUACCAGCUUGACAACCUAGUGGCCAUCAUGGACAUCAACCGCCUGAGCCAAAGUGACUCUGCGCCUUUGCAGCAUCAUGCCGAGAAAUACCAGAGACGCUGUGAAGCAUUUGGCUGGCACGCCAUUAUUGUGGAUGGACAUAGUGUGGAGGAGUUGUGCAAGGCUCUCAGCCAGCCACGCCAUCAGCCCACUGCUAUCAUUGCCAAAACUAUCAAGGGCAAAGGCAUUUCAGCUGCAGAAGAUAAGAUGGGUUGGCACUCCAAAACACUGCCUAAAGACAUGGCCGAGAUGGUCAUGAAGGAUCUGCAGAGUCGGAUUAUGAGCACCAGCAAGCACCUGUACCCACCUUCUCCUAUUGAGGACUCACCCCCAGUGAGCCUGAGGAACAUCCGCAUGGCCAGUGCGCCCACUUAUAAACCUGGAGAAAAGAUUUCCACGCGUAAGGCCUAUGGGAUGUCAAUCACCAAGUUAGGUCGUUACAAUGAACGCGUCGUGGCUCUUGAUGGAGACACCAACAACCUCACUUACUCAGAGAUCUUCAAGAAUGAACAUCCCAAUCGCUUUGUGGAGUGCUACAUUGCCCAGCAGAAUAUGGUCAGUGUUGCCAUGGGAUGUACUUCCCGUGAGAGAAACAUUGUGUUUGCCAGCACCCUGGCAUCCUUUUUCACACGUGCCUAUGAUCAGCUCCGUAUGGCAGCCAUAUUAGAAAGCAACGUCAACCUCUGUGGCUCCCACUGCGGCCUGUCCACUGGAGAAGAAGGGCCCUCCUUGAUGGGUUUGGAGGACAUGGCCAUGUUCAGGGCUCUCCCUAGAACAACCAUAUUCUAUCCUAGUGAUGGAGUGUCAACAGAGAAGGCUGUGGAAUUGGCUGCUUCCACAAAGGGUGUUUGCUAUAUCCGAACCAGCCGCCAGGACAAUGCCAUAAUCUACAACAGCAAUGAAGAUUUCCAUGUCGGACAAGCUAAGGUGGUGUACCAGAGCAAGGAUGACCAGGUGACUGUGGUGGCUGCUGGAGUGACUCUGCAUGAGGCACUUGCUGCAGCUGAACAUCUAAAGAAAGAAAGGAUAUAUGUGCGGGUUAUUGAUCCGUUCACAAUCAAACCUCUUGAUGCCAAGACCAUCAUUGAUCACACACGUGCCACCAGGGGAAGAAUCCUCACUGUAGAGGACCAUUACUAUGAAGGUGGCCUAGGGGAGGCCGUUUGCUCGGCAGUAGUAAACGAGACUGGCUUUAAUCUUCAUCGUUUGGCUGUGUCCCACGUACCACAUUGCGGCAAACCGCAUGAGCUUCUCAAGCUCUACGGCAUUGACCGUGACGCCAUCGCCCAGGCCGUACGCAAGAUGCUCAGCACCUCCACCAAUGCCAAGUAA